UCCAUGUAAAAAUCUCGCCUUUUUCCUCUCAAAACACUCGAAGGUACUAUUCGAUAUUGCGCAGCAAUUCGAUAUUGUGCAAUCGGACGCGUCUAGAAAAUCGAAACGUUUAUAUACAUUCAAGUUAAUUGCCGAGGUGCAUUCUUAGGACGGUGGUCGCCUCGUUUGUGAUUCUCCUAUAGGCGACAACCGUUCGUGGCUCCCGUUUCCUCGUCACUGCAAGUCAUUUAGCGGCCGUCCGAAUGUGAUGAGUUUAGUUUUGUUUGCGUCUACAUCCCUAAAGUCUACAUCCCUACGGACGGGGGACAACUUCCGCUCCGUCGGGAUCGUACUUUGGAAGGCAAACGGGGUAUCAUUUCAGUUAUCCUUUACUUCACUCGACGUCUCAUAUUAUUAGUAACACGAGCGAAAGUUGCUCGCAGGCAACAGCAACAGCAAUAGCAGCAGCAGCAGCAACAGCAGCAGCAGCAGCAGCAGCAGCUAUAGCAACGCGUGCUGCUGCAUAUUUUGUAUAUGCGCAUUGCCGCGUAAAUUCUCCGUGAAUUAUUUCUUGGCGUCGUCUGAUGUCGCAGACGACCGUUGCCACCGGGUUGCACAUAUCUCCUGAAAUAUCUUUUAUUAAUUAAUACGCGGGUGCCCACCGGAUGCGUUACAGAUGUGCUCUGCGAGAUUUAAUUUUGAGGAGAGCAGCAACGCCGCCUGGACUCGACAUUUUGCCAAUUAGCGAGGUAUCGCUAUCAUCGAGAUAUUUCGUAUCACAUUGCUCUUUACAGCGCGCUACGAAUACGUGCAGAUCAAUGCUAUCGCGGAUACACGAUACUGUUUUUUUUGCUGUAUCGCGCGUUUUGUUGGCUCUGUAAAAGUCUGUAUUAUAAUUUUGAAUAAUCGCAGACAAGCGACCGUUCCGAGUCAUAAAAAAAGAGUCGCCACCGGCACUGUAUAUAAAGUCGUUAAUUAUCGCACCGGGCGUACGAAAACGAAAACGAGAACGGUAAAGAGAGGAAAGAGAGCGUGCUCGAGAGAGCCACUCUGUCAUCGGGUUCCAUCUCUUUGGUUCCAUCGCAGCUUGAACGAUGGCCGAUUCACGCGGCUUCAAGCCAAUAAACCAGUUGUGGCAGAGCGCGACAGUGUCGACGGAUCAGGAUUCGGAGUGUCUCUACGAGGAGAUCCCGGGCCGGUCCCAGGAUACGGACCGGCCGGCUGGUGCCGCCGUUGGGCAGCAGGGGGUGGAGGAAGAGGAACAGCUGGAGGAGGAGGAGAAUAUCGGCGGCAGCAGGAGGAGCCUCGAUUUCGGGGUACAGGUUGGAGAUAGCGACUUCUGGAUUGAUUCGGGCCGGGAGGAGAUCAUCGCCAGGAGCGGUACCAUCCCCCGUAGCAGGACCGACGGCGGCGCGAGGUCGCGCAGUGGAUCGGCCGAUCGGCGACCAACGGAUCGAGCGCCGCGUCAGCGGGACGUUGUCGUCGUCAGGGUGGAGGAGGAGGCGCGCUAUGCCGCGCGCAGGAGUCACGUGGAGCCCGGUACAGGCGCCAUACUGCCGCCUCCUGCGGCUGCCGGCCACAAGCUGACCAGGGGGCGACCCAGCGCAACCAACACCGUCGCCCGGUACUUGCAUUCAGCCAGCACGAACGCCUCGGCGGCGCAUUACCAUCAUCAUCAUCACGGGCUGCACGGCCAGUAUCCCCCCGGCGGCAGGACGACCGGCAGGCAGCACCGCCAUCAUCACCCUAGCCGCGGCUCGUACAGUAAUGAGACGCAGGAAGAGGUACAGGAGGACGAUGAAGCCACUCUACGGGAGUUGCUCGUAAGUCUGCAGAAACAGGUCAGCGUUAUGAGUAUGAACCUGAGUGCCAAGCUGGACGAGCUGCAGCGGGGUGACCGCCAGCUGGAGACCACCGUCGCUCUCUGCGAGAUCCGCACGCAGCUGCAGGAGCUCACGAAGAGCGUAGAGUCUUGUCAGAGCGAGGUCAGCGAGGUGAAACGGGAUAUGGUCACGAUUAAGCAAGAACUAGAUACGGUACAGCAGGUCAAGGAAGAGAUAGAGGAAUUACGAGAGUACGUGAAUCGACUGGAAGAACACUCCCAUCGGCGGAAACUUAGGCUGUUGGAGCAGGGACUGACGCUUUUCCUGUCAUACGCGAUAUUAGCUGCCGUAUUGGGAAUGUUACAGUUUGGAUACAACACUGGAGUGAUUAAUGCGCCUGAAGUGAACAUAGAGAAUUUUAUGAAAGAUGUAUACAAGGAUAGGUACGGGGAGGACAUUUCGGAUGAUUCUGUUAAGACUUUAUAUUCUGUGGCCGUGAGCAUAUUCGCGAUCGGUGGUAUGGUGGGUGGUUUCAGCGGAGGGACAAUUGCCAACAGAUUUGGCAGAAAGGGAGGCUUACUGCUAAACAACGUGCUGGGCAUCGUGGGGGCGUGCCUGAUGGGUUUCACGAAACUUGCUGAGUCAUACGAGAUGCUGUUUUUUGGACGGUUUAUCAUCGGUGUCAAUUGUGGCUUGAACACCUCGUUGGUUCCCAUGUACAUAUCGGAAAUAGCGCCAUUGAACCUGAGAGGCGGCCUAGGCACGGUGAACCAGCUCGCUGUUACGGUGGGCCUCCUGGUCUCCCAGGUGCUGGGCAUCGAGCAAAUCCUUGGAACAAACGAGGGUUGGCCCGUUCUCUUAGGACUAGCUAUCUGUCCUGCCAUUCUACAGCUACUGCUGCUUCCAGUAUGCCCGGAAUCUCCAAGAUAUUUGCUCAUUACUAAACAGUGGGAGGAAGAAGCUCGAAAAGCUUUGAGAAGGUUGAGAGCCAGUAACCAAGUAGAAGAAGACAUUGAGGAGAUGAGAGCGGAGGAACGAGCUCAACAAGCUGAGUCCACGAUAUCGAUGACAGAGCUUAUAUGCAGUCCAACUCUAAGAGCACCUCUCGUUAUUGGUGUGGUUAUGCAACUUUCGCAGCAGCUUUCGGGUAUCAAUGCCGUAUUUUAUUAUUCCACGAAUCUGUUCACUAGUUCUGGUUUAACGGACGAGAGUGCCAAGUUUGCAACCAUUGGCAUAGGUGCCAUCAUGGUUUGUAUGACGCUAGUGUCUAUCCCACUCAUGGAUAGGACAGGAAGGCGUACGUUGCACUUGUAUGGUCUUGGUGGCAUGUUUAUCUUUUCAAUAUUCAUCACAAUUUCGUUUCUCAUAAAGGAGUUCUUUGGCUAUGUGCAGGAAAUGAUCGACUGGAUGUCCUACAUCUCGGUAGUGUCGACUUUGUGCUUCGUCGUAUUCUUCGCCGUAGGGCCCGGAUCUAUACCCUGGAUGAUCACGGCAGAAUUGUUCUCGCAAGGCCCUAGACCCGCCGCCAUGUCCAUCGCGGUUCUCGUCAAUUGGAUGGCUAAUUUUUUGGUUGGCAUCGGUUUUCCAAGCAUGAAGAGUAGCCUUGAAAACUACACGUUCCUACCGUUCAGUGCAUUUCUAGCCAUCUUCUGGAUCUUCACCUACAAGAAGGUUCCUGAGACCAAGAAUAAAACAUUCGAAGAGAUUCUAGCUUUAUUCAGGCAUGGUAACGACAGUAUAAUUCAGAAAGUGCAGAGGCGUCAAAGUGCUGGUUAUACGACAGUCAAACUAUACAUUGUGCCGCUUCACGCUACAAGACACACGCGAGCGGUCAUAGCGGGAACACUAUUAAAUUUUAUUCACCUUUUCGCGUUAACAACAGCUAAUCAGGAAAGAAAAUAUAACGAAGUAGAUCGACACCAGUGUAACGUGUGCCAUACCGAGAGAUCAGAAACCUUUAACCUGCUUAUAACAUCAUUCACUCAUUAGAAUUGCACAAACACAUGAAAAAAAAAAUUUACUGAAUAAGGUAUUUAAAAAUUUAGUUAGAUACAAAUUAAAAAUAA
Acromyrmex echinatior (Panamanian leafcutter ant) is the source of this 3868-nucleotide messenger RNA. It is a transcript of the gene Glut1, whose product is annotated as Glucose transporter 1. Gene Ontology annotation, molecular function: hexose transmembrane transporter activity. Gene Ontology annotation, biological process: monosaccharide transmembrane transport. The record is from RefSeq and is a predicted model, not a curated record. Lineage: Eukaryota; Metazoa; Arthropoda; Insecta; Hymenoptera; Formicidae. Gene Ontology annotation, cellular component: membrane.